AUGGCAAACGCCAUUGACUCCAGGCCAUCUUCGCCCAUCAAGUCAGUUGAGAUCAUCCCAUCUCCAUGCCGUUAUGAAGUUGACACAUGCAAAAGGCCUGUAGACCUCAUAGAACUGGCAAUCACUUCACAUGAUGAGACCAUGAUGAUGGAUACAAGCGGGUCCUCGUCAUCCAAGAAGCCUGUCGAUGUCGAUGAAACAAAGACCAGGUCUAAUGAAUCGAGCAAGAUGGAUGCCGGCGGGCAAUCGUCGUCUAAGAAGCUUGCUGAUUCCAUAGAUGAACUUGAGACCGAGUUCCAUGGGUCAAUUGAUGAGACCAAUUCCGAUGAGUCGGCUGAUGCGGGAGGACCCUCGUCUAAGAAGCUGGUGGAUCUCUCUGAUGAAACUGAGUCCACGUCCGAUGAGUCUAUUUUGACGGAUGGCUCGGAUGUGCCCGAGAUUAACCACAUUGCUGUCUCAUUGGGGAGAACUCUCACUUUCAAUGGGGCCAACAGUUUUUUCGGGUUCUUCUCCCCAACCUGGUCCUUCACAAAGGCUCAGGGCUGCGUGGCUCCUGAAGAGAGUGACGAUAACUACUCCGAUGAGACGCUGGUUGAACGCAAUGUGGUGCCUUCUGCUUACCGCAAGGGUAACGGCGUGGCUGAUCGCUCCAAAGAUGCUUUGGGUGAAUCCGAUGACGGAUCUGAUACUAGUCACUCUUGGGCUCUCGUACUCUAUGACCCAAAGCGAGGCGAGGACCACAAUCAGUUGGUCAACGCAACGUCUUCGGAGUCCAAAGCGCCUGUUGUCCGCAAACCAAAGUCACUGGCAGACAUUCCCGAAGAGCUUAUCAAUGAGGUCUUCAAGCUUUUGGACUCCAUUACAGACAUUAGCAGGCUCACGAGAGUGGGAAAAGUAUUCCAUCGCAUCGGGUUGCCUUACCUCUUUGAGGAUAUCACACUUGGUCACCAAGCACUUCGGUUCCCAUUCUCAGACUGCAAUAUUCACUCCUUCGUUAAUCUCAUUGCUCAUCACCCGGAGGUUCUAGAGUUCAUCGACAAAACCAACUCCCUGAGCAUUAACAACUUUCGAACUCACGGGUGUAAUAUUUGGCUGCACGAGCCCGUUCAAAACAUCCGCGAUCUGGUUUUGGCAUUGGAACAGAAGGAUCCACCUCUGGCCAGGGCUCUCUACCACCGGUUGGGGCGUUUCGACAAAUUCGAUGAGUUUGAUGGCGAGGACUGGGAGAAGAUUUGGAUGGCUAUCCUGGGUGUCUUGUUUCAUAAGACUAAGUGGAUCCAUCUCGAUUCCAUGGACGAUCCGAUCGUGGACGACGGCAGUGGCAGUAUUCAAUCCCACUCGGAUAUCUUCCGUGGAUUCCUUGUACCACCGGGUAUGCCGGAGACCGGGUUCUCCCUCAACCAGUACCAUGUGACUCAUUUGUCGCUGUCUGGUAGGGCCAUUGCUUCAACGCUCGGCCUCCUCUUCGAGUGUGGGCCAGGCCACGAAUUCCAAGCUCUUGUGUCUUUGACGAUUACAACGGACUCUUCCUUCGAGUUCCCUGAAACAGAGACCCGGGUGAAUCUAAAGCACCUCAAGCUCCAGCUUAUGACGGCAUAUGACUGUCCUGUACCUGAGAUGCUCUAUGGUUUUAAAGGCCUGGAAAGUUUCGAACUGUUCCUAGCCGAUGAAACAUACGGUUGGGGCAACAUCUCUGGCGUGCUCCAGAUGCACGAGAAGACGUUGAAGUGGCUCACUUUCGAUCAAUACCAUCAGGAUCGGCUGAUCCAAAAUCCCGCUAUCACCACCGGCUCACUCCUCGAGUUGGAGAAUCUCGAAGUCAUUGUCUCUACUGCGGAGUCUCUCAUGAUGAACCCCGAACGAGACAUUGCUUCAUUCACCGAAGAGGUUGUGCCCGCAUCCAUCAAGUGCAUCAGGUUGGAGCACCGCUCCAUCUUCGACGGGAUGCUCCUCCGGUUCAUUGCAAGCCAGCUUGGUGAGCUAACGAAGUUGAAGUACGUCAUUCUCGACUGGACUGGAUACUCGCCGAAGACCACCGAGCUCGAAGACAUCUUGACGCUCCAGCUGGCCGGCGUGCGAGUGAUCAGGGACAGGAGCUGGCCUGAUGGCUUGCGUGCCUACAAUGAGGGGUUCCCGAGACAAUACGAAGGGUAAAUCGUGGUCACGGAGACCUCACAGUAUGAGUAUGGAUUCUCUGUUGAAGCAGCAAUGAUAUGGGGAAUGGUUUGAGUUUGAGUUCGUGCGUGUUUAUGAGGGUAAAGUUCAUGGAGG
Molecule: messenger RNA, 2271 nt
Organism: Eremomyces bilateralis CBS 781.70
Lineage: Eukaryota; Fungi; Ascomycota; Dothideomycetes; Eremomycetales; Eremomycetaceae
Exons: 4
Coding region: 1-2154 (717 amino acids)
Molecular function (GO): protein binding
Source: RefSeq, a predicted model, not a curated record